AGAGUCAGAAAGGGAGGGUAAGAGCUGAGGGAGAGAAAAAGGAAGCUCUCCGAUAAGUAUUUUGUGUACAAUUCUUCAGAAGUUAAGCAAACUUCCAGAAGUGGAAGGUGGGAUCGAAGGUCUAUAGAGGAGGAUCGUCUAGCUGAAGAAGGGAUCUGAUGGGAAGGACGGACUCCAGUUUGUCAGCAGCUGAUGACAGCAUAAAAUAUUAACUCUGUUCAAGGCCUUGGGCCUCGAGUGACCACAGACAGAGAAAAAUAAACAUGUCUUCUGAACUGGACUCCAGUCUCACCAGUAUUGACUGGUUGCCCAAACUGGGAAUCAGCAGCUUGCGCUCUGGAAGAGAGAGAGGAGGAGGAUGUGUAGGAGGUGGAGGGGAGAAGAAGAGAGAAAGAGGGAGGGAGAGGGGGGACUUCAUACCUCCAGUACCUAGUCCCUCUCCCUCAAACUGCAAAGGGAAGCCCCCUCAUAGCUACGCCACUCUCAUCGCCAUGGCGAUAGCAGCUGCACCUGAGAGGAAGCUGAGUUUAAAUGACAUCUACACCUGGAUCAGCGACACGUUCCCGUACUACAGCCGAGCGGGCCGAGGAUGGAAGAACUCCAUCCGACACAAUCUCUCCCUGAAUAAAUGCUUCAGGAAAGUUCCUCGACCUCAGAACAACCCCGGAAAAGGCUCCUAUUGGACGAUGGACGGACCCCCAGAAGUGGCUGAAGUGAGGGCCUCUAAACGCCCCCAUCCAGAAGAGGAAGAGGAGGAAAUUUGUCAACCAGUAGAGACAAAAGCAGACAGAGGAUCGUCUCCUCGUCAACUCCAAAGAAUGUCCCGUGAUGACCCAACGCUUGGUAACUCCUCUCCAGCUGGACCCGUCCAGCAGCACUCUCCCCACUCACCGGUCCCAUGCAAGCAACCAUCACCUUACAUACCAACCCACAUCUCAAGCCACCCUGCAUCACAUUUACCUGUCCCCCAAUCAACUGGGCCCCCACCAGCAGCUCCCAUGCCGUCCAUCAAUUCCUUCCCUCCUCCCAACACACCUGUCUCCACCUUUUCCAUCCCUGCUGCUUCAGCUUCACCAUCAUCUGCUGUCAACGUGUCUCCGGCCUCUCCAGCAGGGCCCUCUUUUACUGAGGCAGUGCUGUCCUUUCCUGCAGCCUCAGCUCCUCCACCUGUUUCUGCUUUCCCCUGCGGUAUCAACUCCACACCCCUGCCUGUUUGCACCGUGUCAGCGCCCAGUUACUCAUCCCUAUCCAACGCCGCCCAUCCGGUUGUUUCAUCCAACUCCUCUGCUGAUCCUCCACUGCGUUUCUCCUUCGAUGAGCUGAACAUUCCAGACUUGUUUGCCUCUUUUAAGUCUCUCUUUAGAACGAUGCGGGAGAGAGGAGGGUCGUUCUCGGAUGUAGCUCCCUUAUUUGGCACAAACAAUGACACUACACCACUCCACACUCCAACUGUGCUGCCGACGUCCCCUUAUCCUACCUUUGCACCACCUGCAUCAGGUGCAGCACCCGCUCUGCCUGCUGCAGCUGCACAGGCUCCAGAGAUGGAACGUGUUCCACAGCACACGCUGCCUCCCAACUGGUUCAGCAACACAGAUUCUCUCAAGGAGAGCUUCAGGAUCGCCAGCAGCCUGGACUGGGCGAACAUCGACCUCUCUAGUCACCCAGACCUGCUGGAGAGCAUGAAGAAGGCGGAGCUUUGUGACUGGGCCUUAGAUCCAACGCUCUUCACCUCCCUCUGUGACUCUCUGAACCGCUUCUUCUCUGACAAAGGCAUGAUCACCCCUGGAAACAACUCCCCCAUCACCCUCGGUGUGCCCCACUCAUUUCAAGCAUCACCGCUGACCUCUAACCCACCGCCUCCUCUCCUCACUCACCCAUCACCACUUCCCUACCCUCCCAUGUUCCCUCCCACCAAUGGAACGCAGCCGCCCCGGAGGCCCCUACCCAUGCAGGGACCAGGAAUUCAGAGACCACAUCUGGCCACUGGGAUCCAGCCUCAGUCAGGGGUGCCGCGACAGCGUCCUCCACUCAAGAAUCUGAAAAGCAACAGCGAGGAGAUCCAGGACGACUUUGACUGGGAUUCCCUUGUUUGACCUUUAUGUACAGAAAAAUCUCUAAAUGUUCCUGAGGAAUGCCUCCUUAAUGAAUUUAUGAGUAUGUGUAAAAAAUGAUUUGUUCAAGUAUGUGUAAAACUCACCUUUUACAUCUAUUUGUGCUGCCAUGUGGGUCUCUACUGCCUCAAUACACUCCAAACAUAAAAAAAACCCUAUAUAUCAGUUUUCUGUUAGUGUUUGGUUUUAGUAAUGUACCUAAAACAAGUCGUUUCAAAAAGUCCCUGUUUAUGUCAUAAAUAGGGAAAUUUAGAACAUAACCACCUCUCACAUGCAAGACACGUGCUGUCCCGUCCCUCUUGGAUAUGGGAGCUUCUCAGCUUAUAGCAGCCUGAGAGGAGAAAGGGUGGGCGUGGUCAGCUGCUGUGUGUUUUCUUAUAGUGACAGACCUGAAAUGGCUCAUUCUGGAGGAUACUGAAAAUUAAACAUCUGAAAUCUUUAUCAAGAACAAUUGUAAUGCAAGAAAAAAGUCAUAGGUCUCCUUUAAGACUUUUUGUCUCAUACCAACAAAGAUGUUUUGAUUUUCUGUUUUGUCGUAGGUAUUGUCAGGGUGUGAUGUCUCCUGGAUGUUUUACUCUAUUCAUAAUCUCUGCAAUAUUUGUAUACGCAGGAAAAAGUCCAACACACAAUCUGCAUUUUUAUUUUAUUUCAUAAAUUUCUUUAAUUUUUUUCUCCAUUUUACUUUUCAAAUGUGAAUGUUCACAGUUGACACCACACAAAAUUCAACCUGAACUGAUAAGAUAUUUUUUCUUGAUAUAAAAUAAUAAAUUCAUCAA
This is a messenger RNA of Nothobranchius furzeri (turquoise killifish), 2887 nucleotides long. It is a transcript of the gene foxj2, whose product is annotated as forkhead box J2. The record is from RefSeq and is a predicted model, not a curated record. Gene Ontology annotation, cellular component: nucleus. Gene Ontology annotation, molecular function: DNA-binding transcription factor activity, RNA polymerase II-specific; RNA polymerase II cis-regulatory region sequence-specific DNA binding. Gene Ontology annotation, biological process: regulation of transcription by RNA polymerase II. Lineage: Eukaryota; Metazoa; Chordata; Actinopteri; Cyprinodontiformes; Nothobranchiidae.